This is a messenger RNA of Colletes gigas, 4689 nucleotides long. RefSeq lists its product as uncharacterized. Bases 1 to 4653 code for a protein of 1550 amino acids. NCBI's taxonomy places the organism in Eukaryota, Metazoa, Arthropoda, Insecta, Hymenoptera, Colletidae. The record is from RefSeq and is a predicted model, not a curated record. The transcript is spliced from 12 exons. Gene Ontology annotation, cellular component: membrane; cell cortex. Gene Ontology annotation, molecular function: olfactory receptor activity; odorant binding. Gene Ontology annotation, biological process: sensory perception of smell; imaginal disc-derived wing hair organization.
AUGCUGUUGACGAUGUACGUCUUCACGAUCACUCUCCUCGCAGACAUCUGCUUGAACAUAGACAAUAUGUCGAUCGCUACCGACGAUGGUUGCGUUUUUGCAGGAAUUGUUGUUGUGAUUUUCAAAAUUAUGAAUUAUCAAAUCUACCAAGAAAAAAUAGCGGGAUUGACUUCGAAUGUGUUAAAAUGUGCCGACGAUAUCAGCGAAUUUUCUAACGUUAAACACAUCAGAGGCAUUGCCAAAAAGUAUUACAUACGUAACAAUGUGAUUUUCCAAGGGUUCUCCGUGUUAGGAUUUUUUUUGGCAAUCGCUCUUUUAUUUUUCUCACCGAUGGAAACUGGUUUACCAAUCAGAGCGAAAUAUCCCGUCAACACAACAAUAUCACCCUGGCGCGAAAUUGGUAUCGCAGUAGAUACAGUUACCAUUUCUGUUGGUUUGUUGGCGAUAGUUGCAAUGGAUGUUAUGACCAGUUUAGUAUGUAGUUUAAUCAUUAUGCAAUUCGACAUUUUGAACGUGAAUUUCGAGAACUGCAAAAGACGAACGACCGACAUAGUUAGCAACGAACGUAAUUAUGAUGACGUCGGGUAUGCUAAAAAGGAAGCGGACGAUGAUUUCGUACGUAAAUACAAGACGUGCCUUCGGUUCCAUCAGCGAUUGGUGACUAUGACCAACGAUUACAACAAGACCUACAGCUCGAGCAUGUUCGUUCAGAUGCUUUCGAGCACCUCGAUUAUUUGCCUGACCGGAUUCCAAGCUGUCGUGAAUGCUGUGGGGAAGAUGCGUCUUCUAGUUCUCGUCUUGUCAGUCUGCUUGAACGUUCUCGAAAUUACUCGUUGUCAAGAGCUUUCGGUCAUCAGGCACUCCGAUGGAGAUAUUUUCACCCUGGAAGGUUCCUGCAUGGAAGCUUGCACGGUGCUUAGCAGCGGGACAGCCAGUCCUUACACGCGUAGCCCUUCGACAGCAGGGCUCGUUCAUCCCAACACCACCUGUACUUGCCAGUGCAACUACGGCCUGCCUACCUUCCGAGAGGAUCUUCAUAUCUGCGUGAAUGAUAUUCACGAGUGCAACGUCGCGGGUUUCGUCAGCAGUACUGGUCAAGUGGAAAGAGUGCCAUACGUGUUUCUGCCCCAACGUGGCCAGAUAAUCUACCCCCACGCAGAGAUUCAAUUCGAAGGUGUAACGACCCCGGUUUGCGGAAUUGCUGGCGCUCAGCAAUUAGGUCGAACGGGAUGGUUGGAACUGAGGAAUCUCUCGGACACCGAACCACCCUUCAGGCUGUUUCGAGACGAGGGCAGGACAUUCCUGCAGUGGAUCGGUGAAGCUGGUCUGAAAGAAGCAGCUGAGGGUCGCGUGGUGACAGCCAAGCUAGUCUGCAGGGACGCGUCGUCGAAAUCGAAAUUUCCCAACGUGUUCACGCCGUGCGUGGCUUUCAGGGUGGCUGGCUCGCCCUCGAGGAGCAACGUUCGAGAAGUGACGUUUUCUUCAACGACGCAACUCUCUCAAGGGCUCUCCACCACGGAGUACACGGCCAUCGGUCUAUCAUCUGUAAUCCUGGCCCUGAUAUACGUUGCAAGCGUGUCCCUGUAUCUUCACAGCAAGAAGGCCAGACGAAAAAUUAUCGAAGAGCCGGAAUUGAACCUAACGCCUGGCCGUGAAGUCAGUGGAUUGGUGAAGAACAAUCCGUUACUCGCUGCUUCGAGACACUUCGAGAGCGACACCACCAGCGGCCUGACGGAGAGCGACCUUGGCGACGAACUUCCGGCCAGUGAUGGCGAACAGGGCUUCGAGAACGUAACAUCGGCUGUCAUCCACCCUCACUGCGUCUAUUUGGAACAGUCCGAGCUCUGUUUCGGCUCUGGGUCGCUCUUAGGCGAAAGAAUACCGGAGGAAGAUGUACGAGUCGUGGAAACCGCCGAAAAUCCCCAUCAACAAGAUAUUCCUGUCCUACCCGGGGCCCAGAGAAGAAAAUUAUACUUCAAUCCCGCUUAUUUCGAUAGGCAAUUGUUGCUGGCUCCCCCUCCAGCAGCCAUCGAGUUCCUUCUCAAGAUACGGGAGGUUAUCUCUAUUGCCAAACACAAAAUGGCCGCGAAGAAAUUCGUUCCUACUCUCAUCGGUAUCCCGGAAGAGAACAACUCGGAUCGAUGCGACUCUGCGGGCAAGAAUCAGCAACGAUCGUCGUCGGGUUCGGUUCAAGGUUCGAUCGCAAAGUCACGGAAGUCUCAGCGGUGCACAGGAUGCCCCGGUUGCACCGAAUCUUUCAAAAGCACAUCCGUGCUUCCGGAAACCGAUCAACCGAGUCCAGGUGAAAGUAAGGUGAGAGCGUGGUUGGAGGACGUCAGAACGCCGGAUCGUCGUUGGCGAGACACAGAAGAGACUCGAAAGAGGUUUCAAGAGAACACCAGCACCUUCGCCAAGAAUCUCGAGUACCUGAAGGAGCUAGCCAAGCGAGACUUCGACCUGGAAAUAAGGAGCUUGAAAGGAAUGGGUCUGUAUUCGUGGAAAGACAAUCUAUCGAGGACCGUUCAGCACGUCGCGAAGAGCGAAAUCCUAGCAACCGACGAUCGAAACAGCAUCUCCAAGCGUUCCACCAAGUCUAUGUUCGAGGAGACGAAACACUACAAUGAACAAAAUAACGACGCAACGACUGGUCCCAGCGGCGACGACGCCAUAAACGCUAAGGUGAGAAAGGCUAUCGAGAACUCAUUCAUCGAGCAGAUGGAGGAGAACGCUGCUGUAACGGAGACGUCAAAAGCACUGAACGGCGAGAAUAUUGCAUCGACUGAGAUCGAGAACAGCAAAGAAGUAGAAAAGACAGAGCCCGACGAGAACUCGUCGCGAAAAUCAGCGAAGAAAUCAAACGAUGUUUCGACUCCGACAAAGGAGCUGCCGGACAUGAUCAACGAGCUUCCCAACGCGAAGAACACGGCGAAACGUAUCAUGGACGCUGUGAUCCGCGAGAUGGUCGGCACGAAGGUACUGGAACAUCAGUCGAAAUCAGGGAAUAUGGCGGACUACGAGGUGGACAGUUUGGAGCGUUCGAAGUGUAGUCGAAAGUCAUCGAUGUCACCGGAAUCCACCGACCAUUCGAGCCCAGCUUUGUCCACCGCGUUGCCCAUGGACGAGGAACUGACGAUGCAGAACGCGGUAAUCAACACCAGGACAGGUGAGAUGACGAUCUCGAAGCUGAACGAUGACGUGCUCGAAAGGAACUAUUACAACAGUCUGCCCGAGCUGAUCUCAUCGCAGAGGUCUGAAAGCUACUCGUUGGUGAGCGAGGUGUACGUGAACGACGGCUACGACAGUCCAGCCUGUAGCGACGACUCUGGCCCAGAGAUCCAAUACGAGCCAGAAAAUCCUGGACAUCUGACCAUCAAGGUCCAGGAUUCACCGGAGAACUACGUAAAACAAGACGAGUCCGAGUACGAGCCGGACACGUUGGACAGAAAACCGAUGAAGCUGAAGAUCAACGACGACGUGAACUAUGAGAGGGAGGUGCCCGACGAAAUCUACGUGGAUUCUCUCGAGAGGCCUGCUCAGAUACUCCUGAAGAGCAAGGGCAGCUUUCGCGAUCAGACCACCGCGAGAAACGAAGAGGCUUGUUUGCAGCGCGGUUACGGCAGCCUUCGCGAGAUCUACGAGGCCAGAUUGAAAUCUGCUAAAGAUUUCAACAUGACGGACAGCACCAACUCGUUGAACGCGGAGGACACCAUGUCUUGGAAGAUGUGCAAAUACCUAACGCCCGACACCAGACAGGCCAAGAGGCAACGACAACCCAACAAUCAGCCGGACGUGGUCCCGAUGCCGCCCACGGAGGAGAUCUAUCAGCACCCGAAACCCCCGCGGCGCGUCAAGGACGCGAAACCGUCAACGAACGUGUCUCUGUCAAAAAACGGCUGGGACAGGAGUCCUGCCGAAGCGGGUGACCCUACGACCAGCAACGGUGCUCCUGUCCCCAGUGACCAUUUCAACGUAGGGUCCACUGAUCCAUGCCCCUGCAUGUCGCAAUCCUGCUGCGAACGGUCGACGACAACCUGCAGACACCAACUAGGAAAGUGGAAGGCGUGUCCCGGAGACUCUGGUAACUGCAAACAGCGAUUGUCGACGUGUUGGAACGAGGCUAGUCGGGAGGAUAAGAGGAGGCUUCUGUGUCGAUGUCGCCUUCGAGAGGUUCGUUCGGAGAAUUCGGAGAGAAGAGACGACGGAAGGCGAUCGACCAAGCUGUCGAAAGGCUGCGAGUCGACGAGCAACUGCGGCGAUCAUCAGCCCCAGGCGAAGGUGGAGGACAGCGGCUAUCUGAGCAGCACGGACAGCAACGGGUCGCGCAAACGACUGCUGGGUCACGAAGUGAGCAGCGUCUCGGAAACGGACGAGACCGAGUCCGUGUGCGAUGGAGCCAGCGAGAGCGGCGCCGAGAGCGUGGGAACCGACAGCGUGUUCUUUGGUAACUUUCGCAGGCUGUCGGAGUUCGCCAGCUUCCCGAAGAGCAUAGACUCGGGGGUCGAGAUCGCCGGGAGGAACGCGUACCUUCAGUCGUUCGUCGCCAGGAACGAGAACGGAGCCUCGGAGAGGAUGAACUUCAGCACCAGCGACAGCGAGACCGAGAGUUUCAUCACUGUUCUUCCGCCGCGUGGAACUAUCAGGGAACCAGUUUAAUAUUGUUACGUUAUUCGAAUUUCAACGAGAGAAACG